CAGUGCAGACGGACGUUUUUGUCACUUUCUGAGUCAAGCGGCUCAAAUUCUCCUGAGCACAGUACUGUAUUCACAGCAGGCUGUCAAAAUCAGCCCUCUCACAAAAUGAUGAGCUUUCACCUCAUGUCUAGGCCGCUAUGCAGUCAGUGCGCCGGUCCAGCACAGAUUAUUCAGCCGUGAUGGAAAAACCAUGGAAAUUAUUAUUCCACGGAUUAGGUGUGUGUCCAGAUGUGGCACAACAUUUACGACGCAUCACUACCUUUUGGAUUUGGGGUCCCAGGAGUUUUAUUGCCAUCACCAUGACCAGAUUCCUCAAAAGACUGUAGCACUGCAGACCCCCUCCAAGGAGGGCUGAGGCUGGGCACGGAGCCCAUUUAUAUACUGUAUUCAAAAUUGGACACAGUGAAAGAACCAUGUAGUGUAUGUUUUACCACCACAGGGGGGCGGGUUAACUUGUGGUUCUUUUUUGUAUGUUUUCUUUUUGGGGAGUUAGUCUAAAAGGUGAGCCAGAAAUGGUCUUGCACACCUCUCCCUACCCCAGUGCCUUCCUCAGCUUCCUGAGCAGUCUGUCUUGGGCCUUUGUUUUCCCUUGCUACUGGCUGUUGGACCGGUUGUUGGCCUCCUGUGUAGCAACAUCACUGGAGAAACAUCGACGCUCCCAGGAUCCCUGUUCGUUUCUGGCUCUAGGGGUCCUGAUCGCAACACCACUCUACCUUGUUCUGCUACUGGCAUCCCUCCCAUUCGCCUUCUUUGGCUUCCUUUUGUGGGCCCCACUGCAGAGCAUUAGGAACCCGUACAUCUACUCCCACCAGAAACCAGAUAAGCAUGCCGCUGAGCAGGGAGGAGUUGCUGGAACUGAGGCAGCACUUGCUGAGUGGCGCCCACAGGGUCGCAGCUUUUGCUUUGGGAGUGCCAAUGUUUGCCUGUUGCCGGACUCAAUAGCUCGCUUCAAUAACCUGGCAGACACUCAACGGCGGGCACGAGAAGUGGGAAAACGGGUCCGAAAUGGUGCCAGUAGACCACAGAUCAAGAUAUAUAUCGACUCACCCACUAAUACUUCGAUUAGUGCCGCAUCCUUCUGCAGCGUGGCCACACAGGGCUUCCGCCGCACCUCUUCUCUGGACCAUCGUCCUGAACCAACAGUUACCACUGAAACUGAGACUGAGCCAUUAACAGAGUGUCCCAUCUGCCCCUCAGGAGGUACCAGUUCAGAUUGCCCCAUCCACAACAGUGGAGCCCAGAAUUCCUCGGAGUGUCCCCUUCACCCCAGUGUAGAAGAGCAUUCUCCCAACUGUCCCGUCCUCCAGUUUGCAGACCCACAUGCCACCAGUGAGUGUCCAAUGCAUAGCAACACCACCCAAAUCUCUGAGGACUGUCCUUUCAAUCCAGCUGGAGUACAGAUCAGCAUUACCUCUCCUGAUCCAGAGCCAGCUGAGGCUGAUAAAGGAAACCAUCAGACCGGGGAUGGGGACACGGGUAGCCUAGAAAGCCGCACUGCCUCCAGGGAAUCCCUGGUACGAUUCCAUGCAGCUGAUGGAGGCUUCUUGCCCAAUAACACCCUUUCACAACAUCGCACCUCAGUCUUUAAAAGACCUAAUGGGCGCAAGCGUCGUCAUGGCGAUGACGGCUUUGACCACGAGAUCUCCGCCUUCUUCCCAGCCAACCUGGACUUCCUGUGUCUGCAGGAAGUCUUCGACAGGCGUGCUGCAGAUAGGCUCAGGAAGAAGCUGCACCUCUAUUUUCCCUUUGUACUAAGCGAUGUGGGACGCUAUGGCUGGAAAGGCUGUUGCUCCCAGUUCAAGUUCUUGAACAGCGGGUUGCUGUUGGCCAGUCGCUACCCCAUUUUGGACGCCCAUUAUAAGUGCUUUCCCAAUGGGCGCAGCGAGGAUGCUCUGGCUGCUAAGGGAGUUCUUUUUGCUAAGGUGCAGGUGGGAUGCUCUGCUCAGGAACAACGGGUUGUUGGAUAUAUCACUUGUACUCAUUUGCAUGCUAUUGAAGGUGAUUCGACAGUGCGCUGUGUGCAGUUGGAUAUGUUGUUGGAGUGGGGUGCUGAAUUUAGGAGGGCCACCUUGAGUCAAACGGAUGAGGAGAAAGUUCUGGAAGAUCAGGUAGCCUUCGACGUUAUCCUUGGAGACCUCAACUUUGACAACUGCUCGUCAGAGGAUAAGCUUGAACAGCAGCACUCUCUGUUCACUCAUUAUAAAGACCCUUGUCGUCUUGGUCCUGGAGAGGACAAACCAUGGGCUUUGGGCACAUUGUUGGACACAAGCAGGCUAUACGACGAGGAAGUCAGCUCACCAGAGAGCUUACAAAAAGUGAUGGAGAAUGAGGAAGGGCGGAAAGAGUACUUGGUUUUCCCCGCCAGCAAGAACCACUGUCCCAGCCAGAAGGGGCGCAAAAUCCCCCUGAAGGGCAAUGGCAGGAGGAUCGAUUACAUCUUGUAUAAAGAGGAAGGCCUGCAACAGGACUGGAAAGUGGAUAUAGACGAGUUUAGCUUCAUCACUCAACUGGCUGGAUUGACUGACCACCUCUCAGUGGCCGCGAGACUGCUAGUGUCAACCGGUGAAGAGGAGACUUAGGACCCAGCAGAAAUUCAAAAAAAUCAAUGCCACGGAGAGACCGAAAGAGAGAGAGAGAGAGAGAGAGAGAGAGAGAGAGAGAGAGUUGAGUGAAAGGAAAAACAGCAGGAGGGAGCAUUAGUCAAGCUUCCCAUCAGAUGAGGGCUGAGUGAUUGAGAUGGUUGAAGAGUCGUAAAAAAACGAUGGAUGAUUUGAGAUGGAGAGCAGACAGAAAGGAAGGAGAGAAAUCAACCAAUCAUCUGAAAGCAGAAUGCAAGUGUGUGACGUUCCAGACAAUGAUACUUAAAAGACUCGGACACACACACAUUUUGAUGAUGCCAUGGACACAACAACAGACUCACACUCCAUCUUUUCCUGAACUCUCCAUGUUUACAUCUGAACUGAAGAACAAAAUGAAAUAUUUAACUCACAUUUGCACUUCUAAUGCUUUUUCUCUGGGGUGCAUAAAGGGGCAAAGUCCAUUUUCUGGUGCCAUGACCCGGAGAAUCAUCGAAGGAAAGGUACUGCAUGGGAAAUGUUCACGUUGACUCUACUGGUCAUCAAUGCAGACCUGAACAUCUGUUUAUUUAAAGUUAGUCUACAACAAGAAGACAAGACUUCUCUGUUGUCUAUCCCUCAGACCCUCAAAAGUGUCUUUCUUUUCUAAUGUCUUUCUAAGGUUUCAAAGGCCUUGAGCCAUCUUUUUAGGCAGUUUAUAUACUGAUAUACAGUUCUGAUUAAGACUUUAGGUGGAUUGUAUGGCCUCAUACAACACUAAUUUGACCUCAAACGAUUAAGUGCAGUCAGAACAUUUCAUUCAUGCUUUGUUGACUGCUGGGACACAGUGACCAAAUCCUGAAAUCUGCGCACCAUGGAAAUACUUAGCAAUUGGUGGGAAUUUUAAACUUUCGAAUGUUUGAACUGUUGGUAGACGCAUGUUUUCUAAUUGCACUGCCAUUUUAUGGCCUGCAUGUUUGAAGUAAACUCCUUCAAAAAGCUUUCACAAAAACAUACACAAGCACCCCCCACAAACAACACUUUUUUCCCUAAUUCAGUAUUGUUGUGGCUUCAUCAAAGGGAUGUAUGAUGCCCUGAAAGCCUCCUAUUUCAGUGUUACUGUUUACAUGUUUGAGCCAAGAUGGUGGUCCCCUGCAAAUGUUUACAUGUGUACCGAGUUCAGGCAACAGAACCAAAAAUGGCUGAUCUGAAUCCCCAGUUAAACCCACCAAAGCUAUUUUUCACCUGUUAACACAACUGCUUUUAUACUCUUUACAAUUGUCUUGUUAUUAUUAUUAUUGCUAUUAUUGUUAUUAUCAUUAUUCUUACUAUUGUUCAUGGAUUUUACAUGAUGUGCUUUUUACAAAUGACUACAUUCCCCAUGAUGCAUUUAUCUGCUUUAUGCUGUGUUAGAGGAUUACAGCAACCUUAGAGUAGAGCUCAGCCCUGUUUUGACUGACAGACUAAUUGACCAAUCAGCAAGCCGAUAAACAUCUUUAGCAUAGCUGAUCGCAAUGUAGUGCUGCGUUCCAUUUCAGAAUCUCUUGCUACUUGGAAAAGUGCAACGGAAUUCACGAAAAUGGUGGCACAUAGGGCAAUGUACACUGUUAAUAAGCAAGCACUUGCAUCGAUAAUGGAUCAAUGAGUGUGUUUACAUGCACACCAAAGACAUCAAAAAACAUCAGCUAGUCCUUAUAAGUUGUUGGCUUAUUAAGCAUAAAUGAUGUAAGAUUGUGCAUGUAAACCUGGACAAUGAGUCAAAGUUCCAAAAUGUAAAGCCGGUUUUGACACGAACACCUAGUGUUUGCGUACCACCGAACACUUAACUUUUCAAAGUAUACUUAAUUUGACUGUGCACACACACACAGGUGACAUUAUUUCUCUUCAGGAGUUUAGAACCCUUAAAGAUGUCUUUAUAUACAUUCAGAAUCCAAUUACACAAAUGCAAGUAUGUCCUGACCUCCUUACAUAUGCAUCCUUGACUUGAACAUCCACUGUUGUUAAUUCUACUUUCAUCUCCUUUUGUUUAGCUGUGAUUACAUUUUAUUCUAGUGCUUCUUUGGGAAAGCAACAGCUCAACCGUGAGUUUUGCUACCUUGUGGACCCACUUAUUAAUGCAAACAAAUCCAGGCGCAUGCCCAUAAUACAAGUUUACAGUACACACGUUUAGAAAAAUUGGGCCGCAUGCGUUCAGUGCUCGAGCACCCUGCUUAUAAUGAAAUUUGUUUCAUGCGUCCUGUACGCAGAUGCCUAGCAUUCGCGUUUAACUGAAGUAUACUUUGUGCUUAAUAAACAUAUUUAGCAUUAGCAGAGCUAAUUUUAAUAUAAUGCUGCUGUGCAAUUCGAAAAGUCUUCCUACUGUCAGUAAAGUGCAAUGGAAUUCCGUGAACAUGGUGGCACACAGGGCAAUGUAUGCUGUUAAUCACAAAUCACUUGCAUUGAAAAUGAAUGCGGUUACAUGCACCAAUAUGCUGAUAACUACCAAAAAUCUGCUUAUUCCAAAAUACUAUCUGCUUUUACGUCAAAACAUAAACAGGCAUUGGAUGAGCCGGUAAGAAAACCGGUAACGGUGUUUACAUGCAAUGUGAAAUCAGGGUAAUUAACCAAUCAGAAUAAAGUAUUCCAGAGAGCCGUGUAAUACCUGUUUAGCAAAGAGAGAGGUACACCAAUUGUACACCUGUAAAACAAAUGCCAGGAUUACCAUUUUAUUUCUUUAUACAUCAUCUUAUGAGAAUUGGACAACAGGUUACGUUUAUGGUUGGAAGUCAGAGAAAUUGAGUAGGAAUAUUCCACAACUGAUUUUGGAUGGAACGCAGCAUUAAAACAGAUCCAGUCAGCAAGCAUACACCUGGUACUAAUUUACAAUCUCACGUGUUGUUCUUUGAUCAGGUCAGUGUGCCAUAAUUAGCGGUAACCGUAUUCAGAUUCACCAGUACACAAGCUAAUAAGGUAUUGUGGGGUGAACAGAUUUAUCUCUUGAUAGUGGCAGCACUAUUUAUAAACUGCCAUCCUCUUCAAAGAUACUGAAGGUCAACUCUCGACAGAUCAAGGGUCAAACAGGGAGAGCUGUUGUAGCUAUGUAUGUAGUAAAAUAAUCAAUCGUCACAAAUUCUCACAAAGAUCUUACUGUUGUCUAUAUAUUGUUUUCAAGGCUAUAUACUUUGUUGUUUUUAUUUUUAUUUUCUUUGUUAAUCUUGAGGAAUGUUGCUUGCUACAAGCUUUAGCUGGUCAGGCACUCAAGGGGAAAAUGGUAAGGGAAACGCUUUCUCAAUGUCAGCUCUUUAUAACUGCGUUUUGGUUCUGCUUUUUAUAAAAACAAACAAAAAAAAUCCCUAUUUGAUUCAAAGUGUGUGUUUGAUUAUUCACAAGGGGCCAUGCACCGAAACUUGCUAUGUAUCAUGGUACCCUGAACAUUUAUGACCAGUUUUGUGACCGAGACACAUUGUGGAUGAACAUGGCCAAUAACAGAAACCACUUUAAAAACUUGAUCUAAUUCUUUGCUGUUGUGAUUCUGGGGACCUGCAGA
Molecule: messenger RNA, 6081 nt
Organism: Xyrauchen texanus (razorback sucker)
Lineage: Eukaryota; Metazoa; Chordata; Actinopteri; Cypriniformes; Catostomidae
Product: sphingomyelin phosphodiesterase 3-like
Exons: 8
Coding region: 471-2579 (702 amino acids)
Biological process (GO): sphingomyelin metabolic process
Cellular component (GO): cytoplasm; extracellular region
Molecular function (GO): sphingomyelin phosphodiesterase activity
Source: RefSeq, a predicted model, not a curated record